This is a messenger RNA of Amoebophrya sp. A120, 3396 nucleotides long. The record is from the annotation of a GenBank genome assembly. Lineage: Eukaryota; Dinophyceae; Syndiniales; Amoebophryaceae.
GAAAUUUUUAUGCUGUAGUGAUUGUUUCUGCUUUUGUGAUUUUCAUUGCAGCGGUCGUGGUUGGUCCAGCCGUCAAAGAGCUUAAGUAGAAGAUGCCGUUCGAGGAACCCAGGUUGAGGACACCAUAGGUGAGUAGGUUGAAGCACAAUCUUGUAAAAACAUUGUCCCCGUCGAGAAAACGAGUCGUCGUCGUGAGCAUCAUUUUACAACCAUAUACAAACAAGAUGCUCUUCGAACCGGCCCAGCACUCGCUGCGCCGUUCUAGCUCGUCGAGCUCCCGCCCUGCAACCGGAGCAGCAUGUCGUCCAAGAAGUACGACCGGUUUGGGUUCGAACCCUGCUGGCGCCCCCAAUAGAACAAAGUCCAAAAACACUAGUACAGCCUGCACUUCCUCCUCCUCCCGCUGCAAGAGGGCUACAGUAAGCAGUACGCACAGGAGCAGCGGCAGCAGCUUCCCCAGCAUGAACAAGGCCUACUUUGCGGCGCUCACAGCCUCGCAAAUUCUCCUGCUCGCCGACGCGAGAACCUUACUAGUCCACGGGCCGGUGGAUCCGAAUAAGGACGGCGGAAAACGGUUCUACGCUGAAAUAUCAACAACUAAUAGUGUAUUUUCGGUGGACGUCGUGAAGCAACAGUUCGCGGAGGAGCACCUGAAACAGGACACUGGGGGUAUUGCGAGGAAAAAUCUCCCCUCCCCAUUUCGAAAAGGAAAUUUGUGAUGCUGAUUUGUGACCACCACCACACUCAAAUCAGCUCUGUCUUGCGUACAAGGCAAACGGCACCCAUGUGGCGCAUUGUGCAGCGAGUCUGUCAUGCGUUUUCGCCUAUGUCAGGCUUGUUUCUCAUGCUCAGCUGCUAGCCGGAUGCGUACCCAAAUGGGCUUAGAAUAUGCCAACAAGCUCUCGCUGCAAUACAAAGUUCAUUUGUGUACACAAAUGCAGCAACGCAAGUUGUCUUCUGAAUAUGGGGUGGGGGCUUUUUUCACUCUGAUAGUAGGGGAGGCCCGGCGCUACUACCGGGACCUCACCGGAUUUUCUCUAGUGUACGACGGGCGGAAAAUUGUCGGUAUUUAUUUUCAUCAUGUUGGACUGAUCGAUGUUUGUCAUGCAGGAUAUGCUUGCAAAUGCAAAAGAUAAGAUUUUGUCAUCUGGCAUUUUACACACGGACGACCAUCACAAGAGCCUGUUUUGCUGCUACCUGGAUCCAUUCAAUCAAGAAUUUCUACUAGCUCUCAUCAUCCUUUUCGCAGUGUCUACUCUCUAUAAUAAGUACAAAAACCAGAAACUUAAACCACACAUCAACAGACGGCCCUGCUUCCGAUUCCGCGCGCAAACACCAAGCGGACGACAUCGAUACGAUAUCCCUCGAAGACAUCCCGGACCGCGCAGAGAUCCAGCUUCAGCGAGCUCGGGGCUCCGUGGGCGAGAUGCACCGGUGGUCCCACAGCAUCACCGGGAUUUCGAGUUUGUACGGGGGCAGCUCCAGCGACGAUGCUGCAUCCGACGCGGACAGUUCAUCAUCCACCUCCUCAGCGGAUUUGUUCACCUUUGCCUGGCAGCGAGAUCUGUACCUGGCGACUGGAGUGGUACUGGAUCUCACCGAUGUGAAGGUGAUCGGGGUGAUGCUUUUACUCCUGGCGGUACUGCUCAUUCUGGUCACGAAACUCUGCUCCGCCUUGCUCGGAACGAGUACCGCCAGCUCGAAGAAUCUGAUCAGUUCGCCACCUCCGAGAGGGAAAUCCGCAAUGUCGUCAAGGUCAGCCUCGACAGCGGCGAACCGCGGGUUUUCCCGCACACCCGGAGGGACAACGGCUGGUAGUGCGAUGAAAAAAGGUUCAAAGAAAGACGAUUCUCCCUCUCUACUCUACCAAGACGACGAAGAGGAGCUUUCUGUCGGGCAGAAACUGGUCCGCCGCGUGACGACGGCGAUGAAGGUAAGCCCCGUGUCUGCCAUGAAGGGAGGCAGUGGGAGUAGCAAGCCUUUGACAGAGAAGGGAAAAGUGAAAAUAUCCGGGUUCGAAGUGAAGAAUUGGAACGGGGUUUACUACAAUAGCAUUUCAACUAGUACAUCCUCUAGAAGUGGUGCUAGCAGCAGUAAUUCUAGCUACAAGCUGCUGUCAAGUUCUUCGAAAAAGCACCAAGCGGUGCAAUUCGUCCGGAAAAUAUGCAUUGCAAAUAUGUCGGGGUCUGGAAAAGGACCAAGUUUGUCAUGCAUAUUUUCCAUGAAUCAUGAAGUCUGUGAUGCAUGCCCGAGCAUCACACAUUCUGCGAGAGCUUUCUGAUGCUCAUACCGCUUGAGAAAUGCCCCCUUCGCGUGGCAAAAACUGGGUCUCUUUUGCUGUUCAUGCAAUACAGGUUUUAUGUAGAGUCCCAAGGUAGCAUGACAAGUUGCAUCCUCCCAGACCCAGACAUAUUUGCAAUGGAUAGAAAAAACCGCGGAGCAAAACGGAGCAAUACGUGUUGGAAGCGAAUUAUGGAAGUGUCAGAAUCGAAAUCGACAAAAUCGAAAUGAUUUGUCAUGCAUAUAAUGGAUUCCAGUUCUUGUUCGAACCCAGUUUCUUAGCGGUGCAUGACAAAUUCUGGCGUUGCCGUAUUCCAGUUUGUAAUGCUGUUUAGGCAAAGAAGACUGAUUCUCUCAUGCUGCUUUAGCAGCUCGAGCUAUAACCCCAAACAGGCUUACAAUCGGCUUCACUUGCCUGCUCUGCAACACACGUAUUGCGCGUCAUGCAUUUUAUGCAUCACAAAUCUUUCGACUUUGUCAAUUUCGAUCCUGACAGUUCCAUACAAAUCUGUCAGCGACGAAAUGGAGUUUGUUUCUAGAGAAUGAGCAAACGGACGAGAAAAAGCUCCUAGCCGAGACAACGUCCAUGCUAUGAAUUGCAAAAAUGUCUGGGUCUGGAAGAUAAUUGCAACUUGUCAUGGUAAAUCUGAAGCAUGCAAAAAUCUGUGUUGCAUGAGUGCCAAAAGCUGUCCACUUUUGACCAAGUUGGACCGGAGUUUCUCAUGCAGAAUAGGCAUGAUAGGGAUCUCACAGAAUGUCUGUCAUGCUAAGUCCCGCAUAGCAGACCGCAUGGGUCAUGGAAAAUCUGCAUGACAGGUCUACACUCUUCCAGACCCAGACACGUUUGCACUUGAUACAUGCUGGGUGGCGGCAACAGCAGCGGCGUUGCAGACUGGAAUUGUGUGGCGUCCGAGGGAGACGCGGGUACAUUUCUGUCCGAGAUUGUAGAAGAUGUGAGGAUAGAAUGAAGUAUUUUACGUAGUAGAGGAGCAGCAGGCGUUGAUCAUUUCUCGUGCUGUCUUCACGCGUGACGCAUGUUUGUAUAGUUACAGCUGCUACAUCGUAAGCGUAGCGGAAAAGAAAGAAACGAAAGAAGCAUCCAUCUCAAUAUUUUAC